AUGUCACGGCCAGCCGCCUCGAGGACACUGCACCAAAUCACAUGUUCAUGCACACGCCCAGGUCAGUACACCCGCCCACUCGCAACUCUCUUGCACACUCGGACCUUUUUUCCCACUCGGCACCUCUCCCGUCUCGUGUUGCCCAUCAGCCGUGAUCAUCAUUGACACGCCUCCCAUGGCCCUACAGUCCAACUCAAAACCCGACAAGCCUCAACUUCUGCCCAGGCCUCUUCUGCCUCUGAAACAUCAACCGCCACCUCGACCGAAACUGCUUCGACUUCUUCCUCCGCUUCGACUCCCUCCUCGUCUUCUUCCUCGACCUCGUCGUCGUCGUCGUCGUCGUCGUCGUCGUCGUCGUCGCCGCGCAUCGUCGCCGCAGCGCUCAUUUCCCGGCCACCUCUGCUCCUGCCUUCCCUGACUCCCUUUGAACGAACCUACUACGCCUACCAACGUCGCAUCGCGCGCGCGUUGGCCAAACCCGUCUCCGUCUCGACGUCGUGGUUCUUCAAGCCCAACUCGACGACCGAAAAGUCCUUCUCCGCCUAUGACCAAGCCACGACCGCGGUCGACACCGGUCUCGAGGAUCCGAUGAGGGAUUUCGAACUUGCGGGAGAACAGGUCGAGGGAGCGGCCGAGUUGGUGCAGAGGCACACGGAAGCGGAUGAGAAGGGGGAUCUCAAAAGUUUGGAGAGAAAGGGCGACCGGACGUUGUACAUGCUGCUCAAGAAGGACCGAAAGACCCAUGCAUGGCAGUUCCGUAAGUGAUGACGACCAUCCUGUUAUCGGAAAGCGGACCCAGUGUGCGUACUGACACUGCCUUCGCUGCAAUAGCCCAAGGCGGUGUCGAAGGCGACGAAUCUCUGCUCGAAGCUGCUCAGAGGGAACUGAUCGAAGAGACCGGACCCAACAUGGACGUAUGGCCCAUCGGUAAAGUACCCGCCGGGGCGUACUCGUACCCGUUCCCCAAGGAACAUCUCAAAAAGAAGCCGGAGCACACAGAAGCUAGGGUGAGAAGAAGGUCAAAUUCCGAACGCUGCCAAUUCGCUCGAUGGGCUGACUUGGGGACGGUCUCUUCUCCUCAGGUCUUCUUCCUUCCCAUGAGAAUUGUGCGAGGGCAGGCUGUACCGAACAAGAACGAAGGGCUGGUUGAUUUCGCUUGGUUGACCAAGGAGGAGAUUCGGGAAAAGGUUUCCCAGGGGUAUUGGGAAGCGGUUGAGCCCAUGUUGUCGGAUGUCUAG
Microbotryum saponariae is the source of this 1238-nucleotide messenger RNA. The record is from the annotation of a GenBank genome assembly. NCBI's taxonomy places the organism in Eukaryota, Fungi, Basidiomycota, Microbotryomycetes, Microbotryales, Microbotryaceae.